AUCAGCCUUAGUUACAGGAAACCCUUUGUAAAAACUACGUUAUGUAGAUUCAGCAACUCUUGCGAGAAGUUGUAGUCUCGGCAAGUACUAGAGGCCCUUAUUAGAUAGAAUCGAUUUAGCACAACUUCCUUCCCCGCUUGAGAGAAUAAAGCCAAAAAAAUGCAAUCUGUGAAAGCCCUCCUCGAGUCCAUUGACCAUGCGUGGGGGCAUUACGAGGCCCAGCGAGGGCAGCUGCGGAGCGUGUUGAAAAGGGAUAAAGAAGUCCAGCUCUACCAAGACGGAAACGAGGAGAACAAGGAACAGGACAACGUUCUACAGAUCAUAGAGGACAAUAAUAGUCCAGACGAAGGAGCAAAAGACGGGGGAGGAGACAGCGCAAGUAAUACCGGUGCAGCAACGCCGGAUAAUGGUAUUAAAGCAGAAAAAACAUCUUCCUCUGCAAAGGACGAAGACUCAGCACCAUCAACCGGCCCACCAAUCUUCAAAAUGUACAAUGCGACACUAACCGAAGCGACGCGGCUAGCGAGCAAAGCGCUCUUUGUGUUUCAGGGAGAAGUGCAGACGGCGCAGAGUUUAUGGAAAUGUUGAAAAAUAACUGGGUUAUUCCGCAUGUUUUGCAUGCACUGUGUCUGUGUGAUGAAAAUGUAGUAGCUGAAUCAGACACGAGACAGAGUUCUUACAUUGGCUGCAAAUCAGUGUAUUGCGACUUUCAUUCCAUAACUGCGUUUGGAUCUCAGGGAUGAAAUUUGUGUUGCAAGAUGUAAAACGUAUAGAUACUGAGCACAACGAGUCAUACUGUUCGCUGGUGCAUGAGCGAGACUACACGUUGCACUCCAUUUUUUCACACCCAUAACCUCUCGUUGAGGGUCUGUCUCAUAAAGAAGCACAGCACGGCGCUGUGAUGUUGUGGCAGCGGAGAUAG
This is a messenger RNA of Amoebophrya sp. A120, 922 nucleotides long. The record is from the annotation of a GenBank genome assembly. NCBI's taxonomy places the organism in Eukaryota, Dinophyceae, Syndiniales, Amoebophryaceae.